Molecule: messenger RNA, 3819 nt
Organism: Lingula anatina
Lineage: Eukaryota; Metazoa; Brachiopoda; Lingulata; Lingulida; Lingulidae
Product: cell surface hyaluronidase
Source: RefSeq, a predicted model, not a curated record
GUACACAGAUCACUUUUGCUCUGACGGGGCUCUAUUGUGACAUUGAAUGACGUAGAUAUGAUUCAGUUAAACGUAAUUUAAUACUGACAUCGAGUAUAUUUCCGUUUAAUAAUUGUUUCCGGAUAACAAGUAACGCAGGAGAAGAAGGGGGAUACAAAUGCUAUAGUCAAUCUUAUAAAAGUGACAUUCAUCCUCAACGUGCUGUUUCCUAAACAUAUUUCAAAUAUCAUUUUAUACAAGGAGGAUCUCGCCUGAAAUAAGUGAAAUAGAUCAAACAUUCAGUUGAAUUCCAUUGCUGAAUACCACUUAUUGCUACAGAUGUUGGAGCGUUCUGCGUGCCCCAAGGUUUCUUGGCUGUGGGUUCUACUGGCUUGCGCCCGUUUCGUCACUUCGUCAUCCGAGCAGUGUCCAUGGCUUGAUGACCUUACGCCCUGGAGUGAUGCCACCGCCUGGCCGAGCAAUCAGGUGCCCCAGGCAAACACCAGCGUAAUAAUCGACAAUCGUCAGAUUCUCUUGGACGUAUCCCCGCCACCUCUGUUCAGCCUCACCAUACGCAAUGGAGGGCGACUUGUCUGGGGAGUUAAUGGUGACCAUGAACUGCGAGCUAAUUAUAUUCUCGUGGAGGAGAUGGGAGAGUUGGAAAUAGGGAGUGCUGUGUGCAAGUUUCCACAACACAGAAAGGCGACCAUAACCCUGACCGGAAAAAGAGACGAUUAUCUCGAUGUCGGCAACUUUGGUCAAAAGUUCCUUGGGGCUCGAACCAAUGGGACAUUGGAAAUUCAUGGAGCAAAUACUUUCACUUGGACCGUGCUCACCCAAACUGCCAGAAAACCAACCAUUGACGACGGGCUGAUAUGGGAUCAUGAUGUCAAUGGUAAAUGGAAUGUAUACAUAUCUGGAGUUUAUCUCUAUACAUUUGAGCCCAAUCACGGUAAUAUGACUUUCGAUGGACAGUAUUCGAGCAAUCAAUAUUCCUCUCUUGCAAAUGACAUCGACAAUAUACCUCAUGGUACGAUCGUCAUGCUAGCAGUGCGAGGGAAGCCAUUAGGAUCAGAUCGCACAGCGUUUGAUAAUGCCAUAGAGUCUCUAGGCUCCACAAAAAUCCGGGAAUUUGUCAAUGGCAACGCGUUUGCUAUGGUGGCAGUUAAAGGUGACUCCAGUUUGACAAAAGAGACGCUGUCAUCGGAGAUCGGGUUCACCCAUACAUCAACUGGACCUGUGGACAUGACCACAGGAACACUCCGCUUCAUUGCUGAGAGCGCUGUUUCUGUCAGACACAUGACAAAACUUAAGGCACACCAGGCAAACUACGUACGAUUUCGUGUUAUUUUGUCGACAAUGCAAACAAUAUUAAACGUUUUGGAUGACGUUUCCUCCUUGUCAGAAGGAGACAAACUGGUAAUUAGUUCCACCGAUUUCGACAUGAUUCAAGCCGAAGAGAGAGUUGUUGUGCCUUGCCCAACAUGUUCUAAUUAUCAGGUUGCAGUAAACGUUCCCCUGUAUUAUACUCAUUGGGGAGAGGUGACCAAUAACGUUGACAUGCGGGCAGAAGUGGCACUACUCAACAGAAACGUAGUCAUUCGCGGCGAAAUGCAACCCAGGUGCUAUGGCAACAACCCGUGUGCUUUCUAUGACAUGGACACAUUUGGCGGACAUGUUAAGGCUGAUGGUGGAUCUUUGAACAUAGAAGGAGUUGAGCUGUACCACAUGGGUCAGGCAGGCGUGCUAGCAUCAUAUCCCAUCCAUUACCAUUUGCUGCUUGACGAUGCUGGUGCCAUAGUCAAAAAUAACGUGGUACGUCACUCGUUCCAGCGGUGUAUUGUUAUCCACGGUACAUUCGGGUUGCAGGUUAUGGAUAACAUUGCCUACCUGCACUUCGGUCAUUGCUACUACCUAGAGGACGGUGGAGAACAUGACAAUGUCCUGAAUGGAAACCUGGGUUUGGGAACAUUGAGCGGCCAUUUGCACCAGGCUGAUAAAACACCAGCAACAUUUUGGCUGACAAACCCGUAUAAUUUCAUCAAAAACAACGUUGCCGCAGGGUCAGAAGAAUGGGGUUUUAUGAUCAUAUUUCCUAAGUAUCCGAAGGGUCUGUCAGAAGGUUUAAUUCAUCUACAAUCAAAAUCUGAUAGAACCGCUCUUGCACAAUUUGAAAAUAAUAAGGCACAUUCAAAUACGGAUGGCCUCUUUGGUGAUUUCAUACUCCAAGGAGAUUUGACAUCGGAGAGCAUACUGAAAACUGGGAACAAUUAUAAGCCUAGAUCUGAGGCUCAGAUAACAAGGUUUACAGGCUACAAGAACAAACAUCAAGACUCCUGGUAUCGUGGAAGUCCUAUCCAUUUAUCUCAAAGCUCGUUUUCAGACAGUCCCAGGGGACACACGCACGCGGUUGCUGGAUACAGAAGGGUCUGGAUAGAGAACUCUGUGUUUGUAGGCCAGUCAGACAAUCUUGGAGAGCCAGAGAUCUAUUAUGACCGUACAGCUUCUGCUUGGGUAAAACUACCGAGAUCGUUCCCGUCUAGCUUGGGAACACAAGUGAAUGGUCUUGUUAUCUAUGACUUGAACAUCCAUUUGAGGAACUGCUAUUUCAAUGGUUUCCAAACAGAUCAAUACAGGAAAGCCGGAGGAAUAGGAUGGAAGAGAAAUGCUGGGGCGUCCUUUUAUACGUAUAAUUCUGUGGAAAAUUUAACAUUUGGAUUCAAAGAUGGAGAGGCUACAGGAAACCGUGUCUUUGAAGAAAGUGGAGGAAGAAAUGGCAACAAAGGCGCCAUGGUAGUAGAUAUAGACGGGUCCUUGACAGGCCACGCCGGGGCAUCUGUCGUGAGAAAUGAACCAUUUUACUAUACCGCAAACUGCUACGAGAAAACAAACUGGAAUAUGAGAGUUUGUCCAGAAAAGUAUGGAAAGAUUCGCAUCCGCUACAUGAAAACAAGCACGAAUACGUUGUUCAAGAGUGACGUUCAGAUGGUCAGAGAUGAUCUCCACCAUCACAGGGAAAUUUUUACCACUCGUGGUGGUAUCAUUUCCGUUAAUUUGAUUUACAACCAUAACUACACGAUGCAAUUUAUUGGAAAGGCACCAAACAAGAUUAGGAUUGAAACCUAUGGCUUUGAAAAAUACGCACAGUUUACGGCUGGGGGUCGUGUCCGUUUGGGCAUAUGUUUCCCGAAAAACUCGGCUUUUACUAAGAUUAUCUACGCCAGAAUGGUCGUGACUCUGAAGGCAACCUGGGAGCAGUUUGAAGCCGCGUCUCUUACAGACCAAGCAGUAGCCUUCUGGGACAAUGAUACAGGGUUGCUGUUCUUUUAUCUCCGAGGUCAACGUACUCGUGAUCCCACCGAUCUUCUAAGAUGCCCAAGGGGUGCCUGUGCAUUCCUUGACAUCGAGCGCACGGGACCGUAUGAGGUGGCUGACUGCUACCAGGACGCUUAUGGGCCGUAUAGUGCAGACCCGCUGCCUCCAGACGAGAAUGCAUUAUCGGACAUGGUUUUGAACAGUUCGCCUAUGCCAUCGGGGGUUGGAGCCGGGAGAACCAGAGAAGCCAAAUGAAAAAAGAAAGGGAAAAGCUUAUAUUCGGAUGGAUUGUCCUAAUUCCACAUUCAAAGUGCAUUGUACAUGUAUAUUCCACUUUGCAGUAAUUUGUUUGUCGCACCUUUUUUGUAAUCAACCUUUUUUUUGCAUCAGUCUGCAAUGUUUUUCUGGUGUCUCACUCUUUAUUAAUAACGUGACACGAAAUAUCUCUUGUUAUGUUACCAAAUGCAUACAGUACGUUGCUUUACAUUCAGUUUAUUUGACUUUUGACUUACUCUGCCGUAUGAC